AAUACCUGACUCUCGUUGCUUCAAUGAAACUUAACCGUUGCAACUUAUUGCAACGUUGGAAACUACGGUAUCUUAUUUUGGGAAGCAGUGUUCUGCACGAUAUUCCCGCUGGAGCCGUACCCAUGAUUGGUCGGUCAUUGCUAGAUGCAUCAUCGUCAACAGUUGCGUGGGCGCUUCGAAGACCAAUUGCGCCGAGGAAUCAUACUUCCACGGGCUUAAGCGCCCACGAUCCAUCCUGGGCCGUCCUUUUGGUAGUCACUGAGCACCGGAAGGGCUACAAUAACCAUAAUGGCUCCUUCGGUCAGAUUCUCGGGGCUCGGCUUCACCUGGUCCCUCAUUCCAUGUUGAUGAGCAUAAUCGCGUGGACGCGAUCGAACUUGUUGCAGAUCUUCAAGAACUAGAAAGCGUAUUGCAACUGUCGUGUGAUAAUGGGCUUCGGUGGGCGAUGGUUGCAUUUGCUAUCCCUUGGCAUCAUCGUGCAAUUGCAGCUCGCGAGAGCACAAACUGCCUCAACCUUCUUCAUCCCCGACACCAACACCAUCGUCGCAGUCAACCUACCUGAAGGAUCUGAUGAUGUCAACUUUUAUGUUGCCACCCCGGAUUGGUAUCAGUAUACUGCCAUUGGCUUCGGCCGGUCAAUGGCCGAUGCCCUGAUGCUUGUCAUGUACCCGUCAGCAGAUGGCAAGGGAGUGACCGUGAGUCCGAGGCUGAGCACGGGCAACACCGAGCCUGUCUUUUCCGGCGGGAUACGCAUCACCCUCCACGAGGGCUCCGGCAUCAGCAACUCGGAUCUAAUUGCCAACGGCACGUGCCACAGCUGCCGUGUGCUGGGAGCAGGCAGGCCCUCGGUCGAGGCCACCGGCGCCUCACCCAUGAUGUUCGCCGUGGGUCCCAGCAUCGUGCUGAACUCUGACGACCUGGAUGCUCGCAUCCGGCGUCACGUCGCAUACGGCCGAUUCACAGCAGACCUAGUCAGGGCAACCGGCCCGGGCGGCGUGGGCGACCCGCUCAACACAGCCGCGAGCGCGACCACGGUGCUAGCCGGAGACAGCAGCGGCAGUAUGGUCCGCGACAGCAACCGGGCAGCGACCGCCCACGGCGUGUUGUACAUCAUCGCCACGCUGGCCGUGGCCCCGGUUGACACGCUCAUCGCCGGCGCGUGCAGGCGCUGGUCCUGGCUGCAUGCCUUCACGGGGACCAUGUAUUUCCUGUUUGUUGUCGGGGCCAUGGUUCCGGGGAUUUUGAUCAGCCGGGAGCAUGUUGUGACUCAGCAGUUCCGCACCGGACAUCAGGUCCUCGGCCUGCUGACCUUCGUCAUCAUGGCCUGCAUGUUCUUCUGGGGCAUCGGCCUGUCCUUGAUCAAGCGCACGGCCAAGAAACGCGGCCAGGAGCCGCCAGAAAGCACCCCCCUGUUGGCAGCCAUCCACAGGUGGGUUGGUAGGCUGAUAUGGGUGCUUCUCCUUAUCAGCAACGGACUGGGUUUGAGGCUUUCGGAGCAACCCACGUUGGUCAUGUUGGGUUAUGCCGCUCUGGCUGGCGGUGUUGUGGUCUUCCUUGUGCCCGUCUACUUCUUCGUCUGGAGGUGCUUCAAGCGGCAGAAGCAAAAGGACGAAGCUAUACAUGAGCUUCAAGCCAUCUACCGAUGAGCGACGGAUGAAAAUGGUUCUCAUGGUGCAUUUUACAGGUGCCAGUUCAUGCACAGGAUAGAGGAUAGCCUUAGUUAAAUUUUGCCCGCACAGCAUGCGACUCGGAGAAAACGUCGUCGGUCGUCGCAUCGCUACAGCUACAGGUAAGAUGUCAUCAACUAGGCGAGUACGUCGCACUGCCCAUAUAUUUGUUGAACCUCCCCCUGAACUACC
Canariomyces notabilis is the source of this 1859-nucleotide messenger RNA. Its product is annotated as iron reductase domain protein. Bases 429 to 1646 code for a protein of 405 amino acids. NCBI's taxonomy places the organism in Eukaryota, Fungi, Ascomycota, Sordariomycetes, Sordariales, Chaetomiaceae. The record is from RefSeq and is a predicted model, not a curated record. The transcript has 7 exons.